Molecule: messenger RNA, 7901 nt
Organism: Bufo gargarizans (Asiatic toad)
Lineage: Eukaryota; Metazoa; Chordata; Amphibia; Anura; Bufonidae
Gene: SOX6
Product: SRY-box transcription factor 6
Exons: 19
Coding region: 642-3077 (811 amino acids)
Biological process (GO): positive regulation of chondrocyte differentiation; central nervous system development; regulation of transcription by RNA polymerase II
Cellular component (GO): nucleus
Molecular function (GO): RNA polymerase II cis-regulatory region sequence-specific DNA binding; DNA-binding transcription factor activity, RNA polymerase II-specific
Source: RefSeq, a predicted model, not a curated record
UAGCCGCCUCCACCGCGUCCGGCAAAUUUAGAAUGGAGCGCAGAGGGUCGGCAGCAAUACAAAGAUUCUUUAUUGUCAGCCCCGGGGGAAGGGGGAGCAGGAAAAUCCCUUAGAAGAGGGAGGCCGCGCUGCUCGUCCCAUGGAAUAAAAGCUGCGGGCGGAAGCCUUAUUAACACUAUUAUUCUAUAUAUUCUAUAUCUCGCUGCUUUCUUCAGGUGGACGCUGCUCGGUUUGAUGACAGGGAGAGAGACUCUUGACAUUUAAUAAAGCGCAGGAGCUUACGAUCCACCGUCGGCAGCAAUUCUCGGCUCGGCAGGAAAACCUUUCAGGAUCAGAUUAGCACAAAGAACUUUACAUUGUAGAUCAGUUUCAUGACUUCACGGGCAGUCGAGCAGUGACGUGUGGCGCCCACCGGUUUUCUCGACUUUAUGCCUGGGACAAAAAGUCAUUUGGAGCUUCCACUCUUCACUGUUUCAUGUGCUCGGUGCAUCAAAGAAAGAAGACUGACUUGGAGGGAAUGCAUCAUCCAGAGCAGAAAUAACACGUGUCGCCACACCGAGGUCAGCAAUGAGCCGUCCACGUGACACCGCCAAGACGAGUGAAACUGGCUCCUUGUGGCUUGGGACGGCGUGAGAAUUGGUAUGCCAUCCAGCUCUGAAGUUCUGACCAGCGUCAUAGCAGAACGCAGCUCUGAUCAGUGGAAGGACAGUCACUUCAUAAGGAUGUCGUCCAAACCCGCCACCUCUCCAUUCACCUGUAAGGCUGAUGGAGAGGAGGAGUUAUCCGGAGGAGACCUGUCUUCACGGGAAAAAGAGGACCUGGAUGAGCAGUCCCUGGGCGGCCUCCUGCCCCUGCACACCCUCCUACACACCAAACCUCACCCCGAGGAACUGACGUCACUUGUCAACAACAUGCAAGCCGACGCUGACUGGGAAAACAUGAUGUCCACCCAGCAUAGAAUGGACCUGGACAGCAAUAAAUUACGUUCCCUCUAUUCCUUCCGAACUACGUCUACCUCACCACACAAGCCUGACGAAGGCGCUCGCGACCGCAGCGAUCUUAUGAGCAGUGUUAACUUUGGGACUCCAGAACGACGCAAAGGAAGCCUGGCCGAUGUGGUGGACACGCUGAAACAAAAGAAACUGGAAGAGAUGACGAAGUCGGAGCAGGAGGACUCUACUUGUAUGGAGAAGCUUCUUUCUAAAGACUGGAAGGAGAAGAUGGAGCGGCUAAACACAAGUGAACUUCUCGGGGAGAUUAAAGGAACGCCGGAAAGCCUAGCAGAAAAAGAGCGACAACUCUCUACCAUGAUAUCGCAGCUGAUCAGCCUUCGAGAGCAGCUCCUGGCCGCACAUGAUGAGCAGAAGAAGCUGGCAGCUUCCCAGAUAGAAAAACAGCGACAGCAAAUGGACCUGGCAAGACAGCAGCAAGAACAGAUCGCACGGCAGCAACAGCAACUACUGCAACAGCAACACAAGAUCAAUGUCCUUCAGCAGCAGAUCCAGCAGGUCCAGGGUCACAUGCCUCCUCUCAUGAUCCCUAUCUUCUCACACGACCAGCGGACGUUGGCAGCGGCGGCUGCAGCCCAGCAGGGAUUCCUCUUCCCCCCAGGACUAACCUACAAACCAGGUGAUAACUACCCCGUGCAGUUCAUUCCAUCAUCGAUGGCUGCUGCCGCCGCCUCUGGACUCAGCCCGUUACAGCUCCAGCAGAUCUACGCAGCACAGCUCGCCAGCAUGCAGGUGUCUCCAGGAGCCAAGAUGCCGUCCACACCGCAGCCACCAAACUCUACCGGAGCCCUGUCCCCCACCGGAAUGAAGAGUGAAAAGAGAGGGACCAGCCCUGUGACACAGAUCAAGGAUGAAGCCGCACAGCCUCUGAAUUUAUCAGCGCGACCGAAGACAGCAGAGCCCGUAAAGUCUCCCACAUCGCCGACGCAGAACUUCUUCUCGCCCAGUAAGACCAGUCCUGUGAGUCUAUCCAACAAGAGCGGCAUCCCCAGUCCGAUCAGCGGAGCCUUGGGCAGAGGAUCCUCCUUGGAUAUCCUCUCCAGUCUGAACUCUCCCGCCCUCUUCGGAGACCAGGACACGGUCAUGAAAGCCAUACAAGAAGCCCGCAAGAUGAGGGAGCAGAUCCAGAGAGAGCAGCAGCACCAGCCCCACGGCCUGGACAACAAGCUGCCACUCAGUAACAUCGGCCUGAACAACUGCAGGAGCGAUAAGAUGCUGCUAGAUGCCAUCUCAGGAAGGAUUUGCAUUAGGAGUGCACACACAGAGAGGACACAUUACGACAAUAUCGGUGCCCAGUUAUCAGGGAAACCCGGCGAAGACGGAAAGUUGGGGCCUGGGGUCAUCGAUCUGACAAGGCCAGAGGAUGCAGAGGGGGGCACCACAGUGGUGGAGGCGCGAGUCUACAGGGACGCACGAGGACGCAGCAGCAAUGAGCCGCACAUCAAACGACCAAUGAAUGCUUUCAUGGUUUGGGCAAAAGACGAAAGAAGGAAAAUCCUGCAGGCGUUUCCUGACAUGCACAACUCCAACAUCAGCAAAAUCCUUGGUUCCCGCUGGAAAUCCAUGUCCAAUCAAGAAAAACAACCUUAUUAUGAAGAACAAGCACGGCUGAGCAAGAUCCACCUGGAGAAGUAUCCCAACUACAAGUACAAGCCGCGGCCGAAGCGCACCUGCAUUGUGGACGGCAAGAAACUGCGCAUCGGCGAGUACAAGCAGCUGAUGAGAUCCAGGCGGCAGGAGAUGAGGCAGUUCUUUACUGUGGGGCAGCAACCUCAGAUCCCAAUCAGCACAGCGACCGGGGUUGUAUAUCCGGGUGCAAUCAGCAUGGCCACGACCACGCCGUCACCGCAGAUGACAUCAGAUUGCUCCAGCACUUCCGCCAGCCCUGAGCCCAGCAUCCCCGUCAUACAAAGCACCUAUGGCAUGAAACUGGACGCUGCCAGUCUGGGCGGGAACGAUCUGAUGAACGGGGAGGAUGAAAUGGAAAUGUACGACGAAUAUGACGAGGAGCCUAAAUCAGACUAUAGCAGUGACAAUGAGGCCAAUGAAGCCGUGAGUACCAACUGAGAAAACCACGAGCCUGCCAGGAGGAGACGAAUAACCCGCUCUCGAACAUUUCUUGAAGAGCCUGCAUGCGUAUGUGGUUUCCACAAUCUCAUCAGCAGAAUGGUCUUAAAUAUUUCAUGUGUGACACAGAAUGACUUCCCCCAGUUUUUCUUGAACUUUUUUUUCUAUUUUAUUUUAAGUGAACACAUAUGUAAAAAGAUAAAAAAGAAAGUCUCCGCCAUCAGGACUUGAACUGAAAUGAACCCGUAGCCGUCUGCCGAGUCUUACAUUUAGUGUGUUUUCCUUUUUGAAUGCUGAUAGUUUUGAGUUACUGUUUUUGGAUGGGGUAUAGACAUUCUCACUCAGGUAUGUACCAGCCAAUAAGUUGUGAAUGUGUUUUUAUGCUGAAUUAUUUUAGGAGGUAGGUACUGAUUUUUACAAGCGGACGUGUAGACAGCUGCGCAGAACUCUCUGCCGUGGAACCUCUUUGGACGCUUCUCCCUCUCGAUCCAUUACUUUGGUGCCAAACAUCGUUGACGUCUUAAAAAAAAAAAAAAAAGUCUUAGAAAAUGCAAAGAUUGCCCGUUUUGCAUGGCAUGGUCUUAGAGAGGGUGUAGUGCAGCUGACGGGCGCUGCUGCGGGGCGAGCUCGUUUUCAGUGACUCCUGCGUCCGCCUCGUAGCCCCCGCUUACCUGUGCGUUUAGUCUUAACACUCUCUCCUGAUUUGACAAUAUUCAUUCCAGAAUGCAAAGGGUCCAUCUGAAUUUCACAGCACCCCCCAGAGAUACUGCUGGUGAUUGGAGAAAUCCUGCUUAGAUACGUCCUGCCAGGUUAGGUACGUGGUCAGUGGUGGAGGAUGUCAUAUACGUGAUGAGAGCGUCUCACAGCUGUCUCCAGUAAAAGGUCUUUUUUGUAUUUUUUGGUGGGAUGUCAUUGCGCAGCUUUGUACAUUAAGUCAUUUUUAUGCAUUUACUUUAGUCAUUUAUUUCUUUUAAAUGACUAACUGAAAAAAAGCUAAAAAAAAUUUUAAAAAAAUUGUAUUAUUAUAGCAGCAAAGAACAAAGCGACUGUUCUUCAUCUGAAACUUGAUUUUUCUUGUACGACAGAAAACAGAUUUUGUGCCCUUAGUGUUAUAUCGAGCACUGGAUAGAAAUGGUAUUUUUAUCACUUCUGACAAAUGUGAAGCUAUGAACAAACGUCGCCGGCUCCUGCGCGCCGAGUCAAUCAUAUAUACAGAUAUAUCAUUUUCUACUUAUUUCACUUAUUUAUACAGGAAGCUUUGCGGUUUUGAGCGCUUGGUUGAAGCUUCGGGAUCGCACCGCCGUUGUGGCCCUGCGACCAGCCAUUUACAAGGCAAACCUCAGAAUCACCAAUCAUAUGCACUGACGACAAGGACGGCUCUACAGUAUUACAGAUCGGGGGGGGUUCCUUAUUCUUUGCCUGCAUUAGCCCCCAUCUCAUGGACACGCGCUCCGUACACAUUAGCUCACAGGUUUACACCCGGCUUCACCAUAGUUUCUCCUGUUGUACCCCAAGUGCUGGAAGAAUGGAAGAGUCCAAUGGGAGAAAGGGGAGGCAGUAGGAAUGGAAGAGUCCAAUGGGAAAAGGGGAGGCAGGAAGAAUGGAAGAGUCCAAUGGGGGAAGUGGGGAUGGAAGAAUCCAAUGGGGGAAAGGAGAGGCAGGAGGAAUGGAAGAGUCCAAUGGGGGAAGGGGAGGCAGUAAGAAUGGACAGGGAGAAUGGAAGAGUCCAGUGCGGGCAGAUUAGCUGCGAGGCGGAACAAAUAACUGAUGAGCGCCAUUAGGUGUCAUUAAAUCUGUCAGAUUGUCCCAAGACGUCAUCUGUGCUGAGAUCACAGGCCCUGAGCCCUAACAAGCCCAUAAACCAGUCCCAUCAAUGAAUAAGUGGUCACUCUGUAAUGUGCACAGAUGUAGCAGAGCAGAAUUUGUCAGGUAACUGUUUACAUCAGAGGUAGCACAACGUCAUAGCCCCAGAAUUCAGCUCUGCUACGUCUGCCUGUAGAAUAGUGCGCAACCACCGAGCCCCUGAUUAAAUCCAAGGGAUUCUUUACUUUAGUUGAGGUUUGGCGCAAGGUUCCCACUAGUGUUCUACUGUCAGUGACUGAGCUGAGGGGGGUUGUAGUACUUAUUAAUAGCGGCUUGUACAUGGUGCCGGAGACGCCGCUGCAGCUUGAAUUGCUUUUAGUACCUGACUAGCUGCAGGGUGGGAUGUGGGCGUCCGAGGACGGAUGCUUCCUGCUGAUUCUUACUGAUGGUACUAAUCACACAUUUCCAGCCAGGAGACUUCUCUUCCAGAUGAUGGUACUGAUAGGAAGACGUAACGUGGGGGACGCUGCAGACCAUCCACUCGGCUGAGACUUGCACUUUACUGAACUUGGAUUUCUAGAUAGUUUAGAACAUGGGAAUUGGGGGCGACAUCAUUGUAACUGGCAGAAGGACACCGGAGGGGUGCAACAGAGUAAUGGCGGCAGUCACAAUCUAUGCAGGGAGAGGAUUAUACUGACAGGUGAAGGUCUAUGGGGGGCAUCCAUGCAGAAAGCAGCAGAAACAUGGGGUCCGGUCUCAUCCCGCAGGUCUUCAGCUGCACAGUACAGGAUGUGACGGCAAUACCCGGGGGGCAUCUUACAAGACACCUCGGACGUUCCGCACGUGUCCUGUACCCGUCCUCGGGUACUACGGCUCUUCACAGUUCUGCUUGUUGCUGACACAACCCAACAUCUUAUAUCCCAUAAUGCACUGAGGUGGUUUAUGGCCCCCCCAUGUCAGACUGCUGUACAACACAUCUUGCUGUCCCAGCUAUAAAACAGCAGGUAGAUGUGCAGCUUUGGGUGUGACUAGAGUACAAGGUGAUGUCUGACUGAAAAAGGGGAAAAUGUAAACUGAAGGCAGAGUCUGAGCAGCAAUCGGAAGAACUGUGAAUGCAGCUCUGGAUGUACACUGUUUACCACCAGAGCAGCGGGAUCUUUGUUCUGCUGACUACCAUGUACUGCCACUUCCCAGCCACACACAUCAUACCAGGUUGUCAGGUACUGGGCUGUAGGUGCACAGUUUAACCUUAUGUAGCUUAGGAGUGUAACUAGAAGUGCAAAGUCUUGGACCCUGUUAUGUGCAGUGACAAUGAUUGUCAGCUCUUCAGUCGAGGAGUAAUGCAGACAGUAUAAUAAACCCGGUGAGCGCUGCUCCGUGGUGUCCUCCUAUUGAUGCCGCCAGACGCUCGGCUGAUGCUUCUUGUGGAUGUCUUAUGUGUUGCUAACAGCGAUGGGUUCGUUCUUCAGUACACGCAAUGCUGGCGAGGCCCAACGCGUUUCACACUCAGUCUCACUGUGGCGCCUCCAGCAUUCAAGGGUUUGGACAAUUUUGAUUAGAAUGUGAAAUAAAGUUUGAGGUCUCUGGGGGGGGGGGGGGUGAGGAGUGGCCCCCCAGCGCCCGCGCGCUUCACGCUCGCUGACCUCAGUUUACAAAAGCACUUGUUACAUUUCAGUUCUUCCCUCCCCCACUCCUUUGUUUUGUACAGUGGUUUAUGUUGUAUUUUCUACAUUUUUGAUAGGACCCCGCGUGGAUCAUUUUAUAGACGGAUAUGUCUCGCUCAUCUCUUGGACGUACACAAUGUUUUAAUUGCUGUAAAAACUUUUGUGUUUUUUUUUUUUUGUUUUUUUAAAUCUGCGCGCCGAGUGCAGAAUAGUAUUCUAUAGAAUAAGUUUAUGAGAGAUGCAAAAAGAACUUUGCGACAGGAAAGGAAUAUUUAAUUUAAGCUCUGCUUGGCUAAGGACUGUGAGCCGGGCCCCGGAGCUCACACAUAAUGGGAUACGUGCAAAUACAAAAGCUGCCUGAAUGCUGCACAUUGCAGACCGGCGAGUGUGCAUCGUCUGUUCGUCUUCCUCGUGUCAAUAUGUCUGAUGCUUUUUUUAUUUUUGUUUCGUCUUUUAAGUUAAGGUAAAAAAUUAAAAAAAUAAUGCAAACUUUUUUUUUCAUUUUUUUUUUUUUACAUCGUGUCCCUUGCAAUUUAUAGCAAAAUAAAGAAUACAAAGCGGCUUAGCGUUUGUGUCCUGACCGCGGUCCAGGAGGCUCUUAUUAUAUGUAACCCUUCCUACAUUGUAAUUUGUGAUGUAUAUUGUGAGGUUGUACUUUAUGUUAAUUUAAUCAGCACAAUUCACUGACAUGCUGGACUGACACGCUCGCUGCUCUUUGGAAGCAUACGGCUUUAUACCGGGCUGAGGCUCGAGCCGGGGGGGGGGGGGGUACCUUGGAAACGCCCGCUCGCAUUAAAGCCCACAGAUUUUGGAUGUUUUUGAGCUCUCUGUAAGAGGCCGAUACCCUUGUGGGCCAAUGGCUUGCGAUUAUUUGGGCGUUUAGAGGGAAUCAGACUGAACUGGUGUCUAUUGCUGCUUUGAAUGAAAUGUACAUAGUUUAUGAAGAGAAUCCUGUACAGUCCAGUGUAAAGUUUUUAACUGAACUUUGAGAAGUUGCCAUCACUUGUGUCUCACCUCUUGCUCCAGUACAAUGACCUGAUGAAUAAUCAAUAAAUCUGCUCAGAACGAUGAGCCCCGUUCUCGCUUUGACUCCUUUUGUGCAGUAUUGACGUGAGGUAACGUGAUGCGGCUCGGAGGACGGACCACCAGAGCCUCGGCAAGCCCCCGCAGGGCACACAGUGCUCUCUGUAAUACGUGUAACCUGCAAUCUUAGGAGAAUGCUAACCCUAAGAAAGAGACUGUAAACUGACCUGUUAAUUUACCUCAAGACUGUCCCUCCGACCCGAAUCUAUUCACCGCACUCCGUCUUUUGUACUGAUGUUGACACUUACUGAUUAAAGAUACAUUUGUUUUACGA